CCUGCAGUCAGUCAGUCAGUCGGUGCUCGGAGCCACGCGCACAUUAAUUUACUAUCAGCAGAAAAUAUAUGCAAGACAACAACCUUUCAACCGCUGCUCUCCGACGCCGAGUCCUCGGUUCAGUUUAAACGCGUCGCUUUUCGCCGUGUUUCACUCAACCUAAGAGCUUUACCUGGUGCUUUUGGGUGAGAAAAGCGCGUUUGUUUUGCUUGUGAAGGCAGCUUCAGUUUCUCAGCAAUGGCGACAGCUGCGGUUUCUGCCCCUGCUGGCGGCGGCCCGAACCCCGGAUCCGGUGUCGAGAUGGUCCGCGGGCAGGCUUUCGAUGUCGGGCCGCGCUACAGCAACCUCUCCUACAUCGGAGAAGGCGCUUACGGCAUGGUUUGCUCAGCGUAUGACCGUGACAAUAAAGUGCGUGUGGCGAUCAAGAAGAUCAGCCCGUUUGAGCACCAGACGUACUGUCAGCGCACACUGCGUGAGAUUAAAAUCCUGCUCCGCUUCAAGCAUGAAAACAUCAUCGGUAUCAACGACAUCAUCCGCACGCCCACCAUCGACCAGAUGAAAGACGUUUACAUCGUACAGGACUUGAUGGAGACAGACUUGUACAAGCUGUUGAAGACGCAGCACUUGAGCAAUGACCACAUUUGCUACUUCCUCUAUCAGAUCCUGCGCGGCCUGAAGUACAUCCACUCUGCAAACGUUCUCCACCGAGACCUGAAGCCAUCAAACCUGUUGCUCAACACUACCUGUGACCUCAAGAUCUGUGAUUUUGGGCUCGCUCGGGUGGCUGAUCCAGAUCAUGACCACACCGGCUUCCUGACGGAGUAUGUAGCCACACGUUGGUACCGCGCACCAGAAAUUAUGCUCAAUUCAAAGGGUUACACGAAGUCCAUUGAUAUAUGGUCUGUUGGUUGUAUUCUGGCUGAGAUGCUUUCAAAUAGACCCAUCUUUCCUGGAAAACACUAUCUGGACCAACUUAACCACAUCUUAGGUAUUUUGGGCUCCCCUUCUCAAGAGGACCUGAACUGCAUCAUCAACAUUAAAGCAAGAAAUUACCUGCUGUCCCUUCCUCUCCGCUGCAAAGUGCCCUGGAACCGCCUGUUUCCUAACGCAGACCCUAAAGCGCUGGACCUGUUGGAUAAGAUGUUGACCUUUAACCCUCAUAAGAGGAUUGAGGUGGAGGAAGCGCUCGCUCACCCGUACCUGGAGCAGUAUUAUGAUCCUACAGAUGAGCCUGUUGCCGAGGCUCCUUUCAAGUUCGAUAUGGAGCUGGAUGAUUUGCCCAAAGAGACUCUGAAAGAGCUGAUCUUUGAAGAGACCGCACGCUUCCAGCCAGGCUACAGACCAUAGCCGUGCACACAGGUGUUGGUCUGGAUUGAUUCAUGCUGAUGCUUCUGUCUCCACUGUGCGCUGUGCUCCUCUUUCGGUCUUUAUCGUCUUCAUCUUCAUCAUCUUGAACCGCAAAACUACGGCCAGCCCUCAACCUUCACCUGACCCCCGCCGAAAACAUCGACUCCUGCGUCCUCCUUUACACUGGAAGAAAAGUGUAGAGCUUCUCUCACACUCUUCCUCUGCAUCUCGUCAAGGUUUUUGAUUACGAUUAAUUCUUUCUCUCUCGGUCCUCUGAUACACUUCAGUAAAAAAGACAAAAAAAAAGCGUCUAUGAUUGUUAUUGUUGUGCUUCUUUCUAGCCGCCUGUUAAUAUUUCCGACAAGCUGCUUUUCUAAGGUGUCUGUAAGCCAUUUCAAAGUCCCGCAGAGGUCAAACAGGGCAAGAACGAGGGAAACGCCUCUAUUCUUUUCUAUUUAUAUAUAUGCAGUGGAUGUUCGUUUAUCCACAUUGUGCAUCGCCAAUCUCCUCAAAAUGCACAGAGCGCUAAAUUUGCCACGGUGCCAUUUUAAGGCUUUAAUGUAUUUUCAUAAAACUCAAAGAAGUAUUUACUAAUGAUGACCCCUUAAAAAUCAAUUUAGCAAAUUACGUUUUGUACAUUUAAACCCCCCCUCUAUGUGCCUUUAGGCCUUUAUAUAUCAUUUAUAAUCACUUCUAGAAAUGUUUGAAAGCAAGUAAAUAUUUGUACUUCUCUAAAUCAUGAACGUAAUCAUUUUAGGAAAAAAAAAAAACGAUUAAUCUGUUAAAUUUGCUUAAGCACCAAAGAAAAUAUCGUUUUGAAGAUGUUAAGUUGACCCAAAAAUUAAAAUCUGCUGUCAGUUUAUUCAAGAUUAUAAGUGUAAUUUUAUUUCUUCAGUAGAACAUACAAAGAUUAUACAUAAAAUGCACUUUGAGAGUUAAAAUAAUGAAUACUUGUGGCUCCUGAUGAUACAUUGAGCUUUUAUGAAGCAAAAAAACUGACAAUUAUUUACAAAAUCAUUACCAUCAUUGUAAAUAAUGUUCAGUUUCUUGCACAGACUGAUUGUUUUGCUUCAUGAGCACUGAUUGUUUUAUCAGGAGUCACAGAUGUUCAUUUAUUUUGCCUGUAUAUAUUUUUGAAUACCUGUAGAUUUACAUUUUGAGUUAUCAAAGAUCACUGUUUUAGCUAAAAAUCUUUUGUUCUACUGAAGAAAAACAAAUCUACAUUUUAAAUGGCCUGAAAAUGAGUAAAUGAACAGCAAAAUUUCAAUUUUGGUUGAACGUACUCCUUUAUGACAACUUUGGAAAAUAAGUAUUUGUGUCCAAUUGUUGAUCUAAGCCCUCAAAUUACCUGCCAAAACAACGCAAGUGCCAUGCAGGUAUAUGUAUUUCCAAAAAUCCAGGUGUUUUUUCUUAAACUAGAGAUGCACGUAGAUACAUUUUAGGACUUCAUCACUUUAGCUAGGUUUAGAGGAACUUCUGUCAUGGGACAAAGAACAGUCUUACUUUUUUUUUUUCCAGUCAUUAUUGGUACUUUUUGAUGUCUGUUUUAAUCGUACAGUGCCUGUUAAUCUGUAUUUAUUCUUUCUGUUUUGUAUAUUUCUUUCUCCUUUUGCUUUCCCUUCUCAAAGCCCUCCCCUCAGCCGCCUUGUAUCAAUAAGACUGUGCCCUUGCAUGACUGUUAAAAAGCUUUCUAUACAAAGAAAAUGGAAGUGCCACACUGCUGGGGAUUCUGCUAUUGGACUCUCAGGUUUUUGUUAUAUCCUACCUUUUGUGGUCUCACAUUUCCUAUAUAUAGAGUAUUAUGAGUUCAAAAAGUAGAAGAAAAAAGAAACUAUUUUGCUUGUACAUUUCGGUCGCACUUCUUUCAUAUUCCAGGUUCCUUUCGGUGUUUGAAGAAAAGAAGAAUAAUAAUAAAGAUUAGCUUUUUUUGAUGAAUUAAAUCAGCCAGCUUAGCCAGAAUGUCAGGUUUAAUUCCACAUGGAAAUUAGGAGCCUCUAGCCAUGGUAAUGCACCUUUUAUUAAUUCAUUCAUAAGAUACUGUCUGCAGUGAAUGAUCAAUUUAAUAAGAAUAAGAAGAAAAAAAAACUCCUCUUUCAAUUGUAGAAAAGUGAAGCCAAAAUGUGAAGCCAUCUUGCUCUGAUGGCUUCAUUUGGAGCCGGAGUUUGUGCAGUAGCUUGAGCUGUAGUACUGAAGUCCUACCCUUCCUGCAGACCCAAAAACAAGCACACAUUUGUGAGGCCACACCCUGCUUUUAAUAGCUUUAAAUAAAAACAACAACAAAAACAAUUGAACAUGGUUGUAAUCAUUUUAUUAGUGCUUAGUUUGGCUCACUCCAUGUUAUUUUGCAUGGCGAGGGCAGUAUUCAUGAACAAUACUGCAGCCAGAGGACAGAGGACAAUGUUUUGGCUUCACUUUUUCUCUUUCAGCUGUAGAAAAGUGAAGCCAAAAUGUGAAGCCAUCUUGCUCAGAUGGCUUCAUUUGGAGCCGGAGUUUGUGCAGUAGCUGGAGCUGUAGUAUUAAAGUCCCAGCCACGUUCCUGCAGACCUAAUCACAAGCACACAUUUGCGAAGGAUUUUAAACACAUUUUAAAUAGCUUCAAAUGCAAACAACAACAAAAACACUUGAACAUGGUUGUAAACAUUUUAUUAGUUCUUAGUUUGGCUUGCAUCAUGCUAUUCUGCAUUGGGAGGGUGGGGUUCAUGACCAAUACUGCAGCCACAGAGAACAUUUAAAGUUUUGGCUUCACUUUUUCUUUCAACUGUAGAAAAGUGAAGCCAAAUCUUGUUCCGAUGGCUUCAUUUGAAGCCCGAGUUUGUUCAGAGCCGUAGUUUUAAAUUCCCACCCAUGUUCCUGCAGACUCAAUCACAAGCACACUGAAGCCACAGAAGACAUUUAAAAUGUUUUGGCUUCACUUUUUUGAGACCCACACAAACUAAAAACCUACCUAGAUCUGUGUGCGCUAAAACGCAUUACUUUUGUACAAAUAGUGAGCAAGAAAGCACUUAAACGUUUGUGAAAACGAGCUUGGUCUAAAAUUUAGUUCUUGAUACUGUCCUGCAUGGCUUCAGCAAAGUGUUUCUUUCUCACACUUGCUUCCUUUUUGGUUUACUAACCCCGCACUACUUUUGCCUACGGUGUCUGGCAAGAUGCCACCUAGUGGUGCAAACAGGUGGUUCAUCAAUGAGCUAUACUCUUAAAUAUAUAUAUAUAUAUAUAUAUAUAUAUAUAUAUAUAUAUAUAUAUAUAUAUAUAUAUAUAUAUAUAUAUAUAUAUAUAUAUAUAUAUAUAUAUAAAAUAAAAAAUAGCAAAACUUUGUAAGAUAGCUUCUGCUGAAUCCGUGUGCAGCCUGUCUGUUUCUGUGUGCCUUUAUGCGUCACGAAUAACAUUUAUCGCACAGCUUUCUGUUGGGGAUCAGUUGUGACUUUUUUUUUUUUGCGGUAUACUCUUGAAAUUAUAUAUAAAUUUAUAUAUAUUAAUAUUUAAAAAACAGUGAAAACCAAAAAAAAACUAUCUCUGUUAUUUUGAGUCCUAUUUGUCAGAGCUUUUGUGAUUUUUGUUCGAGGAAGUAAAUAAAAAUAAAAACGCCUUUAAUUUCAGCCCUUUGGGUUUGAUCCUGUUGUGUUUUUCCUUCAGUUCUUCAAGGUUUGUUUUGUGCAUAACUGUUUUCAUUGUAAAAAUGAAUGUUUAGUGAUUUAUUAUUAAUCCUGUAAAAAAUGUCUGUAUUAAUCUCCUUUUUUGGUUGUUGUGAAUUUCACUUACAAGCUUGAAAACCCCCAGAUUUUUGGCUCCUCGGUUGCGGUUUAGUCAUUGGGGAAACUUGUGAUUUACAAACAUUUAAAGAAUAUUUCUAAUCUAUUAAAAACGUGGCAUUAUGUCUCAAAGGCUGGUUUUUACUGCUCAAAAGGACUGCCAAAUGUUCAUUACUGAUCUCUGCAUCUGCCAAGUCAUGUAACCUAGAAACAGCAGAAUAAAAACCAAUUGUAUUAUA
Danio aesculapii is the source of this 5335-nucleotide messenger RNA. RefSeq names its product mitogen-activated protein kinase 1 (gene mapk1). The coding region runs from base 238 to 1347 and encodes 369 amino acids. Lineage: Eukaryota; Metazoa; Chordata; Actinopteri; Cypriniformes; Danionidae. Gene Ontology annotation, molecular function: MAP kinase activity; ATP binding. Gene Ontology annotation, biological process: intracellular signal transduction; protein phosphorylation. The record is from RefSeq and is a predicted model, not a curated record. The transcript is spliced from 9 exons. Gene Ontology annotation, cellular component: nucleus; cytoplasm.